Molecule: messenger RNA, 1203 nt
Organism: Erigeron canadensis
Lineage: Eukaryota; Viridiplantae; Streptophyta; Magnoliopsida; Asterales; Asteraceae
Product: zinc finger AN1 and C2H2 domain-containing stress-associated protein 16
Exons: 2
Coding region: 162-1034 (290 amino acids)
Cellular component (GO): cytoplasm
Molecular function (GO): zinc ion binding
Source: RefSeq, a predicted model, not a curated record
AAAAAAAAAAAAUUAAUUCAAAUUUCCUCAAAUUCCAUUUUUUUUUUUUCUUUUUCCAUUCCAAAAACACCGUAAACUUGGUGGUAUAUAAAAGGUGGAGACAAGGAAAAAAAAAUCCUUAAAAAAAGUGAAGAGUCGUUGAGUUUCGUUGACUUGAAGAAAUGGGGACGCCGGCGAUACCAAAUCUUGGAAAACAAUGUUGUGUUGAUGAUUGUAAACUUAUUGAUUUCCUUCCUUUUUCCUGCGAUUCUUGUCACAAGGUUUUUUGUCUUGAACAUCGGGGUUACAGUACGCAUCAAUGUCCCAAUGCCAAGAAGAAUGAUCUCACGGUGGUUGUAUGCCCACUCUGUGCAAAAGGGGUGCAUUUAAUCCCUGAUCAAGAUCCAAAUAUCACAUGGGAAUCACAUGUUAAUACAGAUUGUGACCCGUCAAACUAUGCGAAAGUCACCAACAAAAAGAAAUGCCCUGUUCGUGGGUGUAAAGAAACCCUGACGUUCUCAAAUACAAUUAAAUGUCGGGAAUGCACCAUUGAUCACUGUUUAAAACACAGGUUUGGACCCGACCACAGCUGUCCUGGCCCUAAAAAGCCGGAACCAACUUUCCCAUUUUGGCAGGCCUCAAAUAACAAUAAAAAAGACCCACCACCAAAGCGUGUGACCCAUGUGUCUGGGUCAGUAUCUUCAUCUUCCUCCUCAUCAAAAUGGGCUACAACUUUCCUUAAGGCCGCCUCCUCUGUUAAAGCGUCGGCAGAGGCUGGAUUAGCCAAAUUGAGUGGUCCCAGCAGUGGUCAAGGUGUGAGUGCAGGCACAGGGGCAGGCACGAGCACAAGCAGUCAAGUGGAGGUGUGUCCAGUGUGUAGUGUGAAGUUUUCUCGGGUUGGAGAUUUGAUAGAUCAUGUGCAGAAAGUUCACGAGAAGAAUGGGGUGAUGAAAGCGACAUUAGAUGUAUGCCCAAAGUGUAGUAAAGGAUUUCGUGAUCCGGUUGCACUUGUAGAGCAUGUGGAAAGAGAGCAUAGAGGAACUUUUAAAGCUUAAUUUGUGAGUAUUAUUUGUGUUAUCGAACUGUUCUGCACAAAUUUUUCUACUCUUCCUCUUUUUCCCACAUCAUUAUUUUGUGAUUGAAACCUUAAAAAUGAAUGUAUUUGUUUGUCUUUUUAGUUUUAAAAAUGUUUAUUGUUUGAAUGGAAAGUACAUUACGCUGACA